CCACCAGGGGCGCCGCCGCCGGCGCUCGCAGGCCGCGGAUGAAGAAGAAGACCCGGCGCCGCUCGACCCGGAGCGAGGAAUUGACCCGGAGCGAGGAGUUGACCCUGAGUGAGAAGGCGACGCGGAGCGAAGAGGCGACCCAGAGUGAGGAGGCGACUCGGAGCGAAGAGAUGAAUCGGAGCCAGGAGGUGACCCCAGACGAGGAGGCGACCCAGAGCGAGGAGGUGACCAGGGAGGAAAUGGCGGCACCUGGGCUCACCGUGACUGUCACCCACAGCAAUGAGAAGCACGACCUUCAUGUUACCCCGCAGCAGGGCAGCAGUGAACCAGUUGUCCAAGACCUGGCCCAGGUUGUUGAAGAGGCCAUAGGGGUUCCACAGUCUUUUCAGAAACUCAUAUUUAAGGGAAAAUCCCUGAAGGAAAUGGAAACACCAUUGUCAGCACUUGGAAUACAAGAUGGUUGCCGGGUCAUGUUAAUUGGAAAAAAGAACAGUCCAGAGGAAGAGGUUGAACUAAAGAAGUUGAAACAUUUGGAGAAGUCUGUGGAGAAGAUAGCUGACCAGCUGGAAGAGUUGAAUAAAGAGCUUACUGGAAUACAGCAGGGUUUUCUGCCCAAGGAUUUACAAGCUGAAGCUCUCUGCAAACUUGAUAGGAGAGUAAAAGCCACAAUAGAGCAGUUUAUGAAGAUCUUGGAGGAGAUUGACACACUGAUCCUGCCAGAAAAUUUCAAAGACAGUAGAUUGAAAAGGAAAGGCUUGGUAAAAAAGGUUCAGGCAUUCCUAGCUGAGUGUGACGCAGUGGAGCAGAACAUCUGCCAGGAGACAGAGCGACUGCAGUCUACAAACUUUGCCCUGGCCGAGUGAGGUGUGGCAGAAAGAGGCUGUGCCUUGAAGAAUGGCACCACCAGCUCUGCCGUCUCUGGAGCAGAAUUUACCUGAUUUCUUCAGGGCUGCUAGGGGCAACUGGCCAUUUGCCAGUUUUCCUACUCUCACCCGGUUCUCAAUGAAAAACAGUGUCUUUGUGAUUUUGAGUAAAGCUCCUGUCUGUUUUCUCC
Molecule: messenger RNA, 1054 nt
Organism: Mandrillus leucophaeus (drill)
Lineage: Eukaryota; Metazoa; Chordata; Mammalia; Primates; Cercopithecidae
Gene: BAG1
Product: BCL2-associated athanogene
Exons: 7
Coding region: 39-863 (274 amino acids)
Biological process (GO): protein stabilization
Cellular component (GO): cytosol; nucleus; membrane
Molecular function (GO): protein-folding chaperone binding; adenyl-nucleotide exchange factor activity
Source: RefSeq, a predicted model, not a curated record